GCGCUACGGUUCCGGGUAGCAAGCCGUAGGGGCAGCGGGGCUCGUGCGGGCGGAAGAGGCUCGCGGAGAGGGGCGGUUGGUCUAGUGCCGAGGGCAAAGCGAGCGGACGCAGCGCGUGUCCUCCGUCACCCUCCCCCUCCCCCGCGCCCACCGUCGUCUGUCUCGUGCGCGCCCUUCGGCGGUUGGAACUGCUUACGGGUCGUUUCGUCAGGCGGGCGGAGCUCUCGGGGAGCCCGGAGUGGUGGGGCCGGGAGGGGGGCGGAGGCAUCGCGCUCUCCCUCAGCCGUUGCUUGGGGGCGGCGCCCGGGUCUUUUUUUUUUUUCCUUCCUUCCCCUUCCCCUCCUCCGGUGGGAAACUCCCCCGGCUCGCCUCGACGUGUGAUUGGGUGGAAGAUGGCGCUGCGCGGAUGGAAAUCCUAAUGACAGUCUCCAAAUUCGCCUCCAUCUGUACCAUGGGCGCUAAUGCCUCAGCCUUGGAGAAAGAAAUUGGUCCGGAACAGUUUCCAGUCAAUGAGCAUUAUUUUGGUUUAGUAAAUUUUGGAAAUACAUGCUACUGCAAUUCAGUUCUUCAGGCACUUUAUUUUUGUCGUCCAUUUCGGGAGAAAGUCUUGGCAUACAAAAGUCAGCCCAGAAAAAAGGAAAGUCUUCUUACUUGCUUAGCUGAUCUUUUCCACAGCAUAGCCACCCAGAAGAAAAAAGUUGGAGUAAUACCUCCAAAAAAGUUCAUAACAAGACUUCGGAAAGAGAAUGAGCUUUUUGACAACUAUAUGCAGCAAGAUGCGCAUGAGUUCUUGAACUAUCUGCUAAAUACAGUUGCUGAUAUUUUGCAAGAGGAGAGUAAACAAGAGAAGCAAAACGGUCGUUUACCGAAUGGCAGCAUUGACAGUGAAAAUAACAACAGUCCACCAGACCCAACGUGGGUUCAUGAAAUUUUUCAGGGAACGUUAACAAAUGAAACCAGAUGUCUUACUUGUGAAACGAUAAGCAGUAAAGAUGAAGAUUUUUUAGACCUUUCUGUUGAUGUGGAGCAAAACACGUCUAUCACCCACUGUUUAAGGGGAUUCAGCAAUACAGAAACCCUGUGCAGUGAAUAUAAAUAUUACUGUGAAGAGUGUCGCAGUAAACAGGAAGCACACAAAAGGAUGAAAGUGAAAAAGCUGCCUAUGAUCCUAGCUCUCCAUCUGAAGAGAUUUAAAUACAUGGAUCAGCUACAUCGAUAUACAAAACUCUCCUACAGGGUAGUGUUUCCCUUAGAGCUCCGGCUGUUUAAUACAUCAGGAGAUGCCACUAAUCCCGACAGAAUGUAUGAUCUUGUGGCUGUGGUAGUCCACUGUGGAAGUGGACCUAACAGAGGACACUAUAUUGCAAUAGUGAAGAGUCAUGAUUUUUGGUUACUCUUUGAUGAUGACAUUGUAGAGAAAAUAGAUGCACAAGCAAUUGAAGAAUUCUACGGGUUGACAUCGGACAUCUCAAAAAACUCUGAGUCUGGUUAUAUCCUCUUUUAUCAGUCUCGGGACUGAAAUGGGUCUGUGGUGAAAAGUGACUUCCUGUAUCGCUGCUUUUCUGGCAUUUGUGGAAAGGAGAAAAUACUAAUUCCAGAGAGAGAGAGAGAAUGCAGAGUCAAAAGAGUGGUAGCACAGUUUGCACAGAAAAAAGCCAAUGUUUCAGAGAGGCUUUCUUAAGCUCUUUAUAUCAUGCUCAUUUAAUUUGCUCAGGUGUCAUACUGAGAAUGCUGAUCCGCAACAAUUGCUCAUUGGGAACAGAGAGGCCAGCUGCUCUCAUAAGAGCUAGCUAUCGAGCAGCUGAAACACUGCUAGAAGAUUUUUUAUCAAAAGUCAAUUCAAGUCAGUGGUAAUAUUUUCAUGAUCUUCAGUACACUUUGAAUUUUGGCCAGUGUUGCACAGGAAAUAAGUGUAACAGAAGCAAUAUUAAUUUGACAUACAUAUUUUGUUUGUUUGUUUGUUUGUUUGUUUCUUAUUAAGAGUGCAAAUGAUUCUCUGUUCAUUUAUGCUCAGUUUCUGGGUUUAUCGCACACCUAAUUAGAGAGAGUUAGCCUAACAGUUGCCUUCCUGGCCAGAAAAAAUUAAUAGAAUUUGGUGUUAGCUAAUAGAAUCAAGAAGGCAAGUAUGUUUUGCUUCUUUUAAGAAGCUUACAUUACGGUAAUAUGUACCUCUAUAAUUGGUAACAGUUUGGGAUUUUAAACUCCCUAUGGGGAAUAACUUGGUUUAUAACUAUAGUUUAUUUUUAUUUAUGUAUUACUGUAACUUCUAGAGGUUUUGUAUUCUCAAUUCCAACAUGUUUUGGAGCCUAGUUUUGUAUAUUAGCUUAUAUCAGAUUUAAAUAUUUUAUUUCAUUGCUUAUCUAUCUCAUAUCUCAAUAAGGAUACAUUCGAAGCCUGAAGUAACUGAGGAAGGUAUAGGUUUUACUUCCUUCCAUGAGGAACUGAUGACUCUGGCUGUGUAUUUGACAUGAUUUAUUUAUGGAGUUGGAAAUGGAACUUUCCUCUGACCUUGUAAAACAGCUUACUUGUUUUAUCACUUGUUUUAUGAGAGACUAGAGCACUGUUGGUAUGCUAGACUUUCUGUUCUAAGUCUUCUAAACAAUUGGCUGCAAAGUAGGUCAGAGUUCCUCAUGCUUAAGUCCCAGUAGAAUCAGAGUGUGGGCUUAAUUGUGACAUUUAAUUAAAAACUGAAAAUAGUUUCACAAUAUCUCAAUCUUCAAUCUGUGGCUACAGUGGAUUUUAAAAUCCCAGAUGUAUGUUGGAUAAAAUGACUCCUUACAAUUCUGUGAUGGUUCUAUUCAGUAAAAUUUAGAUAGUAAUAAAAUUGUCUUUUGAUAUUUGGUUGGAUCACGACAGCAACAGAUGAUAUGGAACUGAUCUCUUCUGAUGGAAUUGAACUCUUCUAGCUAACAUUUCCAUACAUUAUCAUUGUUGUCUGAUGGUGGCUGAAUGUAACUU
Zootoca vivipara (common lizard) is the source of this 2958-nucleotide messenger RNA. It is a transcript of the gene USP12, whose product is annotated as ubiquitin specific peptidase 12. The record is from RefSeq and is a predicted model, not a curated record. Gene Ontology annotation, biological process: protein deubiquitination. Gene Ontology annotation, cellular component: cytosol; nucleus. NCBI's taxonomy places the organism in Eukaryota, Metazoa, Chordata, Lepidosauria, Squamata, Lacertidae. Gene Ontology annotation, molecular function: cysteine-type deubiquitinase activity.